CCCGCCCCCUCCUGUGCUGCUCAGACGGCACUGUGAACAAACUCAGUGUCAACAUUAAAGACAUUCUCUGCCUCCUUUGAUUUCGCUUCAUCUCCUUCGGAACAAUGCGUGAGUGCAUCUCCAUCCACGUGGGUCAGGCUGGUGUCCAGAUUGGCAAUGCCUGCUGGGAGCUCUAUUGUCUUGAGCACGGCAUCCAGCCUGACGGGCAGAUGCCCAGCGACAAGACCAUUGGAGGAGGAGACGAUUCUUUCAACACCUUCUUCAGUGAGACUGGAGCUGGAAAGCACGUCCCCAGGGCUGUGUUUGUUGAUCUGGAGCCCACAGUCAUAGAUGAGGUCCGCACUGGAACUUACCGCCAGCUGUUCCACCCUGAACAGCUCAUCACAGGAAAGGAGGAUGCUGCCAACAACUAUGCUCGUGGUCACUACACCAUUGGCAAGGAAAUUAUUGAUCUGGUGUUGGACAGGAUCCGCAAACUGGCUGACCAGUGCACAGGGCUCCAGGGUUUCCUGGUCUUCCACAGCUUUGGUGGUGGUACCGGUUCCGGUUUCACUUCCCUGCUGAUGGAGCGCCUGUCUGUCGACUACGGCAAGAAGUCCAAGCUGGAGUUCUCCAUCUACCCAGCUCCCCAAGUGUCCACUGCUGUGGUGGAGCCCUACAACUCCAUCCUGACCACCCACACCACCCUUGAGCACUCUGACUGUGCCUUCAUGGUAGACAAUGAGGCUAUCUAUGACAUUUGCCGUAGGAACCUCGAUAUUGAGCGUCCUACUUACACCAACCUGAAUAGGCUCAUUAGUCAGAUUGUGUCCUCCAUCACUGCCUCCCUCCGAUUCGAUGGUGCCCUCAAUGUUGAUCUCACUGAGUUCCAGACCAACUUGGUGCCCUACCCCCGUAUCCAUUUCCCACUGGCCACCUACGCUCCAGUGAUUUCAGCAGAGAAGGCUUACCAUGAGCAGCUCUCUGUGGCUGAAAUCACUAACGCUUGCUUUGAGCCAGCCAAUCAGAUGGUGAAAUGUGAUCCACGUCACGGCAAGUACAUGGCCUGCUGCCUGCUGUACCGUGGUGACGUUGUGCCCAAAGAUGUGAAUGCUGCUAUUGCCACUAUCAAGACCAAGCGCACCAUCCAGUUUGUGGACUGGUGUCCUACUGGUUUCAAGGUUGGCAUCAACUACCAGCCCCCCACUGUGGUUCCAGGUGGAGACCUGGCCAAGGUGCAGAGGGCCGUGUGCAUGCUGAGCAACACCACAGCUAUUGCUGAGGCCUGGGCUCGUUUGGAUCACAAGUUUGAUCUGAUGUACGCUAAGCGUGCCUUCGUGCACUGGUAUGUUGGUGAGGGUAUGGAGGAGGGAGAGUUCUCUGAGGCCAGAGAGGACAUGGCUGCUCUGGAGAAGGAUUAUGAGGAGGUUGGAGUUGACUCCAUUGAGGGUGAGGGAGAGGAAGAGGGAGAAGAGUAUUAGAUUAAUUUGCGUAAGGGACAAAAAGGAAUCAAAUGGUAGACCAGUAUUUACACACGAUAUUCCUGAUGUAUCAAGCGUAAAGUCUACUUCAAAAUGUGAGAAGCGUAUUUUAAGUUGUUUGUUGUGGCCAGUAUAAUUGUCUGUGGCAUCUGCCAACUCCAUUUUUAAAAUGUGACUGAAUAAAGAGAUGUGCUUGGCACUCUA
Messenger RNA from Colossoma macropomum (tambaqui), 1664 nucleotides. RefSeq names its product tubulin, alpha 1c (gene tuba1c). Gene Ontology annotation, biological process: microtubule cytoskeleton organization; mitotic cell cycle. Gene Ontology annotation, cellular component: cytoplasm; microtubule. Lineage: Eukaryota; Metazoa; Chordata; Actinopteri; Characiformes; Serrasalmidae. The coding region runs from base 105 to 1460 and encodes 451 amino acids. The transcript has 4 exons. Gene Ontology annotation, molecular function: structural constituent of cytoskeleton; GTP binding. The record is from RefSeq and is a predicted model, not a curated record.